AUGAGAGCUCUUAAUGUGUUCGGUGCCCCCCCGAGUGCCCACGCAAAGGGAACCAACACCCGUGGUCACUCGGAGAACACCCGGGAGUUGGUUAUCCUAGAUGCUCUCACAGGCGAGACCUUUCGCUUCCCCUGGCCUCUCAGCUCCUCUGCAGGCACAGGCUGGAAGAAGCAACAACGGGAGCAGGCCGCCCCCACCGAGUUGCCAGUGGCGAGCUUCUGGAUAAACCUAGAGCACUACGUGCACCAGCUCCUUCCCACUCUUCCUUGCCUUGCAGAUGAGACAGGCGCUGCAAGGAGGAAUGGUAAUGAAGCUGAGGCACAACGUAAGGGCCCAACCAUAUCCAAGGAGCGCCAACGGUGUCUCUGCUUCGUAGAGGCCACAGGCAGGAGCCUUGCAGCAGAAGCAGCAGCUGCAGCAGCACUGCAGGAGGGCAGCAGAAGCAGCAGGAGCUACGAAAACAGCCUUGCUCAAUCAAAUGGGCCUCUAUCACUCAUUCUUCUUCGCCCAGAGCUGCUUGCGUGCUUGAGGCAUAGCAGCCGACGCGCACCCGCAGCAGCAGCAGCUGUUGCACCAAACCCGCCAUCUCCUUCACAUUCAAUGGCUCCCAAGGUUUCAUCGGCUGUGAAAGCAGCUAAGGAGCAGCAGAAAGGAAAGAGAGAUCACGAUAUUUUCGGCGACUCUCCGCCGAUAGCCGGGGGAGGCGGCUCUACGACUUGCAGAGAGGCGUUUGCUGCUGUUGCUGCUGCUCCUGCUGCUGGGGACAGCGGGAGUUUUGAUGGCACUUGUGCAUGCAGCAGCUCAGGUUGCUUUAGUUUUCCUUCAGCAUCUGUGCAGCAGCGGCUGGUUAGCGGGGAGUUACGGGCUCUGCGUGCAGCCGCGCUAUUGGAUGGUGACGCUUCGUUUAAGGUGUUUGGCAACAAUGUCGUUGCUGCAGCACCCUUGCUUUGUGCUUCUCGUGAUGCAGCUGCUGUUGCAGCAGAUCUCCACCUGCGGAUGAGGCGCCAGCAGAUAGCAGCAGAAGUCCUCGUACGUGCACUGCUGCGGCACGCAGAGUUGGCCUUGAAGUGGGUUGAUGCUGUGAAGCUGCGGCUCCAGCAGCAGGCAAGGGCUCAGGAGGACGUUGUUGUGGGAUUUGAGCAAGUGCUACUGAAGCUGCAACAAACGCCGCUCGACCCAAUACUGAGCUGA
Molecule: messenger RNA, 1191 nt
Organism: Eimeria mitis
Lineage: Eukaryota; Apicomplexa; Conoidasida; Eucoccidiorida; Eimeriidae
Exons: 2
Coding region: 1-1191 (396 amino acids)
Source: RefSeq, a predicted model, not a curated record